Molecule: messenger RNA, 996 nt
Organism: Aspergillus niger
Lineage: Eukaryota; Fungi; Ascomycota; Eurotiomycetes; Eurotiales; Aspergillaceae
Exons: 5
Coding region: 1-996 (331 amino acids)
Molecular function (GO): dioxygenase activity
Source: RefSeq, a predicted model, not a curated record
AUGUCCGACUUCACCUCCGUCCCCAUCAUCGACUUCCAGCGUCUCCAAGACCCAGAAACAAAAGCUGAAACCCUCGCUCAACUCCGCGACGCCAUCUUCCUCGUAGGAUUCUUAUAUCUCACGAACCAUGGACUGGAAUCCCUCACCAAACGCGCGCACGCCGCACUCCCAGACCUCAUCUCCCUCCCACCCGAAACCAAAGAACAAACCAACAUGAUCAACUCGCCCUCCUUCCUAGGCUAUACGCGUCUCGGAGCCGAAACCACCGCCCUCAAAACCGACAUGCGAGAACAAUUCGACUUCGGCACCCCCAAUCUCCCACCUUACUCCUCCAAUCCAUCAACACCAAUCUGGUCCCGCCUCGAAGGCCAAAACCAGUACCCUACACCAGCCACCAAAUCCCUCGUAGAAAAAUACAUAACAUCCUUCAUCCCCCUAAGCAACACCUUCCUCCAGUACGUCGCCGAGUCCCUCUCCCUCCCGCCGACAACCUUCGACACGUACAGGGGCGCAAUGGACAGACUGAAGUUCAUCAAGUAUCCGCCUCAACCUUCUUCCUCCUCUGGGGAAGAGAAAUCCCAAGGCGUAGGCCCACAUAAAGACUCAACGGGCUUAUUCACCUUCCUCUCUCAGGAUACAACAGGUGGGUUACAGGUCCUUAAUAAACGCGGUGACUGGAUUGAUGUCCCCCCACUGGAGGAUGAGGGGGCGUUGGUGGUGAAUAUUCAGCAGGGGUUUGAGGCGAUUACUGGGGGUGUUUGCAGUGCGACGGUGCAUAGGGUUGUUGCACCGAAGAAUACAACGAGAUACAGUAUCCCCUUCUUCAUGGGGAUACGGAUGGACUUGACGUUGUCGAAUCUGCGCGAGUCGGCGAGACAUAUUGUUGAGAAGGUCCCUGCGGGGAAGUGGUCCGAUGAGGAUGAGAUGAAGCGCAGGGCGGAGGAUGUGCCGAUUCGGCGAAGCCUACCUCCGCAACCGAAUCAUCAGCCACCCUGA